UCUGUUUCUGUGCAGAGGAUGGAUAAGUAUUUGCUAGAGCCUCUUUCUGAUAUAACGUUAGUUUUUCUAGUGUACCCCCUUAACAGUGCUGGGUUUGUUGCUGUUCCUCAGCAAAUGCUCUGUGGGAUCUAGUGAUGUAUGAGAGAGGAGGUGAAAGGAAAUGUAGAAAUAAGCUUCCACAAAUGCAUGUUUGCACUGUUGUGUCCAGGAGGGAGUCUCUGCUCUUGUGUUGGGAAAGGACCACAUGAAGUCUUGGGUGCUCAGAGGCCACAUAAACGAUUUAGCCAAACUCUGAGGGUAGCAGGACCAUGCCAAGCUGGGGGGAAAAGUGGGGCCAGAAAUUGAUGUUCGACGGGGAACAGAGAUUGAGGGGAUGAUACUGGAGGGUUGUGCUUAGGGCCAAGCUCCAGAGGCAUCAGAGGCAAGGGAACGAUGAUGGCAUAAGCAGGUGGUGAACCCAAGGCAGACAGGGCUGAGCUCUGACUUCAUUUGUCUCCAAAAAGCACCUUCUGAGUCAUUGCUCAGAAGUGAGAUUUGACAACCCCCCGGGAGCCACAGAUAACCAGGCAUGUCGGACUCCGAAGAGGUUGUCGAAGAAUAUGAGCAGGAGCAGGAAGAGGAGUACGUGGAAGAAGGUCAGGAAGAACAGGUAGAGGAAGCAGAGGAGGAGACCGAAGAAACCAAGGCAGAAGAACAAGAAGAUGAAACGCAAGCACCAGGAGAAGGUGGAGAGGGGGACCGAGAGCAGGAGCCUGGGGAAGGUGAAUCGAAGCCAAAGCCCAAGGUCUUCAUGCCAAACCUGGUGCCUCCCAAAAUCCCAGAUGGCGAGCGACUGGAUUUUGAUGACAUCCACCGCAAGCGGAUGGAGAAGGACCUGAAUGAACUGCAGGCCCUCAUUGAAGCCCACUUUGAGAGCAGGAAAAAGGAGGAAGAGGAGCUCAUGUCCCUCAAGGACAGGAUUGAACAGCGGCGAGCGGAGAGGGCAGAGCAGCAGCGGAUUCGCAGCGAGAGGGAGAAGGAGCGCCAAGCCCGCAUGGCUGAAGAAAGAGCUCGCAAAGAGGAAGAGGAGGCACGGAAGAAGGCUGAGGAGGAAGCACGGAAGAAGAAAGCUUUCUCCAACAUGCUGCAUUUUGGAGGCUACAUGCAGAAGUCAGAGAAAAAGGGUGGGAAGAAGCAAACAGAGCGGGAAAAGAAGAAGAAGAUCCUCAGUGAACGGCGGAAGCCCCUGAACAUUGACCACCUCAAUGAAGACAAGCUGAGGGACAAGGCCAAGGAGCUAUGGCAAACCAUUCGUGAUCUGGAGGCUGAGAAAUUUGAUCUGCAGGAAAAGUUCAAGCGGCAGAAAUACGAGAUCAAUGUCCUCCGAAACCGCGUUAGUGACCACCAGAAAGUCAAAGGGUCAAAGGCUGCCCGUGGGAAGACCAUGGUGGGCGGCCGGUGGAAAUAGAUGACUCAGAAGGCAAAGGAGGCUCAGCCACGGAGAGGUAUAUUGCCUUUUGGUUGACCAGCUGGCUUCCCCACAUCGUGGAGCCUGCACCAUGCGCCCACUCUCCCUCCCACUGCACAGAGCUUGCAAAGACAUUGCUGCAGGCACAGUUCUGUCUGGGUGGGCAGAUGCUUCGCAUGGUGCCGUUUCUCAUCUCCAUGCCCCCAGUUAAUGUUGUGUCUGUAAAUAAAGAGAACGGUGAGGGGG
Molecule: messenger RNA, 1693 nt
Organism: Aquila chrysaetos chrysaetos
Lineage: Eukaryota; Metazoa; Chordata; Aves; Accipitriformes; Accipitridae
Gene: TNNT2
Product: troponin T2, cardiac type
Exons: 17
Coding region: 569-1447 (292 amino acids)
Biological process (GO): sarcomere organization; cardiac muscle contraction; regulation of muscle contraction
Cellular component (GO): troponin complex
Molecular function (GO): tropomyosin binding; troponin C binding; troponin I binding
Source: RefSeq, a predicted model, not a curated record